AUGUCGGCUGCAGCAACAACCAAGCCACCAGGCACGCCGCGUCGCGAGGCCAAUCCCAGGACCUCGUCCUCCCCUGCAGCUGCGAACCGUACGCCAGCCCGCUCCUCCACGCCGACUACGAAUGGCGCCGGCGGGGUUUCGAGGACACGAUCUGUUCGUGGCGGGGCCACUGGCACUCCCGUUUCAGCGCGCGCCGCCGUUAAGAAGCCCGCAGCAUCUUCAAAUCUAAGUAACACGUCGCAACCCGAUGCUGCCGAUGACGACGCCAGGGAGGAGCAAGCUGCGCUGCUGCAGGACCUCAAGGAUCGGCUACAGAAGGCAGAGAGCGAGGCCGUGGAGCGACAGAAGCAGGUCGAGAUCCUCAAUGCUCGCCUCGACGAUGCUCUCACCGAGCAGGCCAAGCUUGAAGAACGUGCUCAUGAGGAAGAAGAGAAGGUUGAGUCAUUAGAGAACGUGAAGAAGGAGUUGACUCGUCAACAUCGCGAGCUCGAGGGCAUCUAUGAAGCAGAGCGUGCGCAGGUCAUGAAGGAGAAGGAGGAGACGAUGUCAAGGGAAGAGGAAAUGCAGAGCACUAUCCAGCGCCUCAAGGAGACCAUGGCAAGCAAGAACAUGCCGACUGGCGAGUUUGAAGAGGAACAGCACUUGUCACGAGCCUCAAGCUUUCGCAACAACCCAUCCCGUACCAACUCCUCGCAGAACCUCGAGAACGUCGCAUCCUUCGCACCGCCCAACUCAGUCCAGCGCAGCAACUCGCGAAACAACUCGAAGCUCAUUCACCAGAAGGACAAGAUCAUUGAAGACCUGCGCCUCGAACUCGCCGAAUACCAAGUCAAGGUGAUGGAGGUAGAGAAUGCUGGCGGCGGGCGCAUGCGCGAACUGGAGAAGCAAUUGGUCGAGACACGCAUGACCAAUGCCAGGCUCAUGGAAGACAACGAGAGCUUCCAGCUUCUGCUGGGAGAGAAGACUCUCAAUGGAGAUUUGAGUCGCGGCGAUUUCCUACGCGAGACAUCCAACGCUGAUGACCGAGCACCAUCCCGGAGCGGUCCUUCAACCAGCUUGGCUGAUGAGCUUCAGUCGGCCGAGGAAGGCGAUGCUGAAGUCGUUCGCAAGCUUGAAGCUGAAGUCAGCAGCAUGAAGGCGCAGAACCAGGCCCUCACCCUCUACAUCAACAAGAUCAUCGGUCGCUUGCUCACACACCAGGGCUUCGAGUCAGUCCUGGGCAAUGACGCUGACAACGAUCACGGCUCUGGAGGUCCUGACAAGAACAAAGAGCUGCCACCGCCUCCUCCCCAAGAGAGUGAUCAGCCACAAGGAUUCCUCCAGCGCGCUAAAUCCGUCGCCAUGGGCGGAAAUCGCAAGCCACGACCUCUCAGUAUGAUGGGCCCACCACCAGUCACCAACCAGCAGAGCGCUCACGAAGAUCCUGCUACUGCUCCCAGCAUCCCGCUCACGCGCUCCACAUCUGGUCGCCACCCCAGCGGCAGCUACCACCACCAUCGCCGCUCCACUUCUGAAGUACAGGGCGCCGCAAGCGUAGUCAACAACAUGUACCGCGGUUCUCCCGCAGGUACACCCAACCCGGUGUCGCCAGGCGUCGUUUCGCCUCGCAACUCCUUCUUUGGUCUUCCUGUUAGCACUGGUCCUGGGUCUAGCAAUCCCGUUUCAAGAGUACCUUCUGGUCAAGGUCCCGCCAUCCCGGAAGACAAAGAAGUCGACACAAUGACAGUGUCAUCUUCUGCGAGCCACGUCGAUACACCCAGCCCACCCCGCCCGCUGCAACGCAGCGAGACUGGCACUGGUGUCAUGACCGGCAAAGGCAUGCGACCACUACGCUUAGUCCAAAACGAAGAAGAAGCCUCCAAGGCACGCAAGGCAGCCAACCGAGCGAGCUGGUUCGGUGGUCUCUUCGGCCAGAACCCACCACAGCAGCAGAACCAGGAGAACACGCAGUAG
Alternaria atra is the source of this 1953-nucleotide messenger RNA. RefSeq lists its product as uncharacterized. The transcript has 2 exons. Lineage: Eukaryota; Fungi; Ascomycota; Dothideomycetes; Pleosporales; Pleosporaceae. Bases 1 to 1953 code for a protein of 650 amino acids. The record is from RefSeq and is a predicted model, not a curated record.